Molecule: messenger RNA, 641 nt
Organism: Phyllotreta striolata
Lineage: Eukaryota; Metazoa; Arthropoda; Insecta; Coleoptera; Chrysomelidae
Source: the annotation of a GenBank genome assembly
CAAAACGAACUAAAAACGGGAAACGGGAUGGUGGGGAAUGCGCCCGAGAAGAAGAUAGAAAGUAUUUUAAGUGUUUGUCCAACUCCUCAUUCGAAGUUGCGCCGCGCCGUGAGUUACAGCUUCCAGGCCAGUAUGCUGGCCAUUUGGUUUCUGUUCGUCGCCGUGUCUUCUUCGAGCGAUUUUAUCCUAAAUGAAGCAUCGGCCAGCGAGGUCUGGCAGGCUCCGGGAUGCCAUAAAGUCGGUCACACGAGGAAGAUCAGCAUCCCGAACUGCGUGGAGUUCCACAUGACGACGAACGCCUGCCGGGGCUACUGCGAGAGCUGGGCAGUGCCGUCGCUGCCCAAGACGACGCCCAGCCAGCCCAUCACCUCGAUAGGGCAGUGCUGCAACAUCAUGGAGACGGAGAACGUGUCGGCGCGGGUGCUGUGCGUCGACGGGCUGCGCACCCUCACCUUCAAAUCGGCCGUCACCUGUUCCUGCUACCACUGCAAGAAGGAUUGAGCCGUCGCGGCGCCGCGGCGUCGCCGAUGUCAGACGCGUUUCUUUGAGUGUACAUUAUACCCGGUUUAUUGGAUCAAUAGAUAAGCAUAUUGUAAAUGUUAUGUACAUUAUUAACUGCUGCAUGUAUAUAUUGUACUGAC